Messenger RNA from Drepanopeziza brunnea f. sp. 'multigermtubi' MB_m1, 867 nucleotides. RefSeq lists its product as uncharacterized. Lineage: Eukaryota; Fungi; Ascomycota; Leotiomycetes; Helotiales; Drepanopezizaceae. The record is from RefSeq and is a predicted model, not a curated record. Gene Ontology annotation, biological process: ceramide biosynthetic process; ceramide catabolic process. Gene Ontology annotation, cellular component: endoplasmic reticulum membrane.
AUGCCCGACUUUUAUAUCCCUUCAUCGGGGGUCGGAUACGAACCUGCUUGGGGUCCUCCAACCAGCACGCUCAACUUUUGUGAAGAGGACUAUCAGUUUACGCCAUACAUAGCCGAGCUCUUCAACACCCUUACGAACCUGACGUACAUCGGACUGGGCAUCAAAGGCAUCAUCAACGCGCGCAAGCAUGGCGAGCGAAGUAUCGGACCUAUGCUGCCUUACAUCGCUCUCAUAAACCUCGGUAUCGCAUCGAGCCUCUUCCAUUCCAGCUUGAAGUAUGGCACGCAAAUGUGCGAUGAGUUCUCGAUGCUCAUCGCUACCUUUCUCGUCUUCUACCGUCUCCUCGCCUUCUCGCAGACGCGGUUCUCACCUCGGUCCUUAUUCUUGGGUCUGAGCGGCCUUAUGGGUGCUGUGAUCAUCUCGCAAGUCCUAACAGGAGGGAGCACGCUCCAGCAGAUUGUAUUUACGACCAUGGCUUAUUGGCUUUGGCAUACAUGCUUCAAGCUCAUUUCGAAGUUGGAAGGCGAUGAUGCGAUGAGGAAGAAGAUGAAGUGGACUGCUAUCAGCGGCGUAGGUUUCUUCGUGACAGGACACAUUUGUUGGAUCACAGACAUGAAAGCAUGUGGCCGUUUACUACAGAUGAGGAAGGAGGUGGGCAUGCCCGGGGCUGCUGUGCUAGAGCUUCACGGACUCUGGCACAUAUUCACAGGUAUAGGCGUCUACAUAUUUAUGGUCUUGGUUGAGUGCCUUCAGGCUGCAACAGCUGAGAAGUCGAACCCUGGAGUAAGAUUGUCGAGUUCGGGAUCAUGGCCAUUUAUGGUGUACCUGGAAGGCCAAGACAGCAAGCACGAGACCAAGAACAAAUAA